UGAAGCUAAAUAUACUUCUAACGAAUAAACAAAGCGAACUUGGCUUACCGUUUCCUACGCUUUGAUUGUGUUUCAGAAAAUUAUUAAUAAUUCAGUUUCAAGUCAAAUCAGAACCGUCCGUAACCGCAAAAAUAUUAUGCCCUCCGAUGGGUAGAAUUUAAUUAGUAAUAUAUCUUAUUACAAGUGAACAACAUGUGCUUGAAAAUAUUCCUCCUUUGUUUCACAACUAUGUUAUUCUCAAGAACUAUUUGUGCUUCCGUUAUUCUCGAUCCAGGGGACAAUCAGACUAUGAAGUGUGCUGAAAGAAAAUGCAUUCCAAAAUGCUGUGAAAGUAACAUGUAUAUGAUAGAUGUGAUAACUACGGAGUGUGUCGUCUUCGACAAAGCGUAUAAUUACUACAAUGCGUCGGUUUAUGAGACUAUGACUUACAAUCCGCAUGUACUUAAUAAAAUAAAUAAAACUCUAGGCGAUAUUUUUUAUCUGGUACCUGGAAAGCUUUAUGAAGAAAUAUACGACAAUACGACGUUUGCUGAGUGGGGACCUUUCAUAGGGGAGACGUAUGAUCUAAAUUCAUAUCUAACUGAGACUGGCGAGAUGUACAUAGAGUUUCAAAACGCUUACACGCGGUGGCGCGUAGUGGACUACUUUUGCUUCGAGUUCGUUUUUAACAAUGUUACGAAGGAAGUUGAACCUUCUUAUCUGUUGAUGUUUUUACCCACCGACGAGGUCGGCGUUAAAGCUUACUAUUAUUACUACUUCAUAAUAUCCUGCGUAUUCCUGGCGUUGGUUCUGCUGGUCUACCUGAUCCUGCCUGAGCUGCGGAACCUUGGCGGCAUGAUACUGAUGGCCUACACCUCCAGCUUGUUCAUGGGCUUCCUCCUCCUGGCGAUGAUUCAAAGCAACACCGUAUUCAAAUGUGUUGAACUAACUGCCUCGAUAUACUUUUUCCUAUUGGCAACUUUCUGCUGGAUGAACGUGAUGUCGGUCGACAUAUGGUGGACUUUCCGAGGUUACGCAAAAGCAAGGCCGAUUCACAGAAGAGGAGAGCUUUUCAAGUUUUUCAUGUAUUGCUUCUACGGCUGGGGCGUGCCGGGCGUGAUGACUAUCUUACUAGUCGUUAUGAACGGACUUGAACUCGAACCUUGGAUUAUCAAACCUCUUAUACCUAGGGCAGGCUGUUUUCUUCAAGAGGGACAAAAAAUGGUGUACCUAUACGUACCCAUUUUGAUUCUUAUUCUGAGCAACUGGCUCUUCUUCUUGAUGACUGCGUACAACAUAAGGCGGUUGAUGCGCGGGACUGCUGUGCUGAACUCCGCCGCCGCUGGCAACCCCGCCGCUCACCAGCAGCAGAGGAACAGAUUAAUGCUGUAUUUAAAGCUGUCAGUAAUAAUGGGCAUAAAUUGGCUGUUGGAAGUGAUCAGUUUCUUCACGCCUCAGCUUCGAAUGUGGGAGAUCUCUGAUACAUACAAUUUGCUGAUCGGAUUCGCAAUAUUCCUUAUCUUUGUAUGCAAAAAGAAAAUAUUCAAGAAAUUGGUGGCAAG
Messenger RNA from Bicyclus anynana (squinting bush brown), 1541 nucleotides. RefSeq names its product G-protein coupled receptor Mth2. Gene Ontology annotation, cellular component: membrane. The record is from RefSeq and is a predicted model, not a curated record. NCBI's taxonomy places the organism in Eukaryota, Metazoa, Arthropoda, Insecta, Lepidoptera, Nymphalidae. Gene Ontology annotation, molecular function: G protein-coupled receptor activity. Gene Ontology annotation, biological process: cell surface receptor signaling pathway; G protein-coupled receptor signaling pathway.